UCCAAUCAGCAGAAACGACACCGAGCAUUUCCGUCUCCUCUUGGACCGAGCGGCUGCUCGACCACAGCUGCAGUCGCCUCUUGCCUUCAGGGCGGAAGCGCUCCUGGAGGAGCCAUGGAGGCCGAAAUAUUAAAGUUCAUCUGCGCUAAUCAAGGAGCUGUUGAUGCUGACGAGUUGAUGUUCAACCUUUUCCCUGGGGAGUCCACGACUGAGUUGAUUUCCAACCAUAGCAAGUUUGCCUUGUGUUCCAGUAAAGGGAAGCAGAGAGUGGUGGCCAGGACCAGCCUGAGACUGUGCAGGAAGAAAGACUGUCCGGGGACGUGCGAGGGUCUACACUUGUGUAGAAACUUCCUCUUCUCCGGCUCCUGCCACUUCCUACAAAGAAGAGGCUGCAGUUUCCCCCACGUUCUGAACUCUGACUACAACCAACGGCUGCUGGAAGAACAUGAGCUGCAGGGCCUGAGCAGGGCGGAGCUGUGUACGCUGCUGCUGCAGAGCGACUUCACCAUGCUGCCUCCUAUAUGUUUUGAUUACAAUAACGGUGAUGGAGUAUUUGGCCGGUGUGCGAGCGGCGUAGAUUGUGAAAGACUCCACAUCUGCGAGAAGUCCAUGACCCAAAGCUGCAGCUGCUCCAGGGCCCACGACUUUACUGCUUUUCAGCCGAAGAAGAUCCUGCAUGAUAAGAUGGUGCCCGACGACAUGCUUCGCUCGUUGAGGUCCGUUUACUUGAAUCGAGAAGCGUUGAGGUACUAUAACAGAGGCGAAGCUGGUAGGGGUCACAGGGGCAACGGCAGCUCCAACGAUGGGCCAAAUUCAAGUCGCAGGCCGGGCUACAGAGGGAGAGGUGGCAAUAGGGGCAACCGGGGGCCCAGAGGUAGAGGUAUGAGGGGCAGCAGGGGCAAUAGAGGAAACUCCAGACAGCAAGAAACAGCCACCCCUAGUGACCUCUUGGGGGACCUUGAUUGGUGGGCUACUGUCACUGGAGACAAACUUUCUGAAACCAAGAGUGAGCAAGGAGAUUUCAGGUCAUCCAGCAGUGACGUCUCUGCUGCUGGCUACGACUUCGAUUCAAGAAGUGACUGUGGUUUCAAUACGGAGCAGAGGCAGUGGAACCGAGGGAGAGGGAGAGCUGCCCACAGGGGGUUCAGAGGAACCAGGGGCCCGAGGGGAAGCAGAGGGGGCAGCGGAAACGGAGGUAACGACCUCACGCAGCUUCGAAGCACGUCCUUUGGUGACAUCUGGGGUGAGUUCAGUGGCUUGAACCUACACACCCAAAGCAAGAGUCCCCCGCCAAGUUUUAAUUCGUCAAACAGUGACGUCUCUGCUGAUGACUCCGAGGCGAGCAGCAAUAGGAGGAAAAAGCGCAGUCGAAAUCGCAAUCAGACUUCAGCGAAUAAAGGGAGAGGCGGCAACCAACCAGGGAUGCGAAGGGCGUCCGACGUCGAUGAAAUGAUUGGUGCUGCUGGUGGUCAAGAAGGAAAUGGAGCAGAUGACCAGAAAGGCAGACAAAAAAACAAACCUGUCAAAGAUAAAACCGAGAUAUGCAUGUACUUCAUUAAAGGCUACUGCAAGCAUGAUGACAAAUGUUUUAAAGCUCAUGACAAGAUGCCGUACAGAUGGCAGGUCCAGGAAGGAGGCCAGUGGAACGCCUUGCCUGAUAACGAGACAAUCGAAAAGGAAUACUGUGAUCCCAGCAACUCGUACAGCAGCGGCAGUCCGCCUGUUCAUUUUGACACCAUGACGCGUGGAGGGAACAAAGUGCGACGGCUCACUACGGUGAACUCUUUGGUUGAGCCGACCUUCAUUCACACCACGGAGUGGCUCUGGUACUGGCAGGACGAGUUUGGAAAGUGGAACAUGUACGGUUCAGACAGCGCCAGAGGGAAAUCAUCAGAUAUCAGAAGUGAAACUCUGGAGCAGAAGUUUCUGGACAAUGAGAGCGAAGUGGAGUUCUCUGCUGGCUCCCAGUCUUAUUCUCUUAGUUUCCAGGACAUGAUUCAAACUAAUAGGCAUUAUGGUACUAAGAGGCUUGUGAGCAGACGUCCUGUGUUCGUCUCUGCCGCUGAUGUCCGAACCAAGAAAGUGAGAAAGCCUGCAGCAAAUUCUUCUCCCAUGCCAGACCACUGGGACAAGGCGCACAUCCCUCCAACAGGAUUCUCGAGAGUUGCCGUCCCGCGCACUUCGGAUGAAUUUCAAAAGAUUGAAACACUUUUUCGAACAACCUUGAGAGGCUUCGAUAUUAUGAAGCUAGAGAGGAUUCAGAACAAGGCGCUUUGGGAAGUCUUUCAGUGGCAAAAGACUCAGAUGAAGAACAACAACAGCGGACGGGAGGUGGAAGAAAAGCAACUUUUUCAUGGGACUGACUCGAAACACAUUGGCGCCAUUUGUCUCAACAACUUUGACUGGAGGAUCUGUGGAGUUAAUGGAACAGCUUAUGGCAAAGGAAGCUACUUUGCUCGGGACGCUAAAUACUCCCACAGCUACACCGGUGACUCUGAUGUCAAAACCAUGUUUGUGUCUCGUGUCCUGGUGGGGAGCUACACAAGAGGGGACUCCAGCUACGUCCGACCUCCUUCCAAAGACGGUGGAGACAUAAACUUCUACGACAGCUGCGUCAACGACAUCGCAAAUCCUUCCAUUUUUGUUGUCUUUGAGAAGCACCAGAUCUAUCCUGAGUACCUGCUGACGUACAAGACCACACACCCGCUGGUUGACAUAAUUAGUAGUACAUCAGCACAGCAAUUAAAACCAGUGAUUGCUCCUACGCCAGUGCAUCAAGCAAGUAUGGCAUCGAAACAAACCAACACAUCAACAUCACAUCAACCCACUACGGCGUUGAAUCAAACCAUCUCUUCAUCACACCAAUCCAGUGCGGCAUCAUAUCUAACCAGUUCAUCAUUGUAUCCACCCACUACGGCGUCAAAUCAAACCGUCUCUUCAUCAUAUCAACCCAGUGCGGCGUCAAAACAAACCAGUUCAUCAUCACAUCAACCCACUACGGCGUUGAAUCAAACCAUCUCUUCAUCACACCAAUCCAGUGCGGCAUCAUAUCUAACCAGUUCAUCACUGUACCCACCCACUGCGGCGUCGAAUCAAACCAUCUCUUCAUCAUACCAACCCAGGGCAACGUCGUAUCCAACCCGUUCAUUGUCGUAUCAACCCAGUACAACCUCUUCACUGUACCAAACCAGACAUGAUUCCCAACGCACCUUGUCUUCCCGAACGUCCCCGUCAAAACCGACCAAAAAAAAUGAUUCCUGUGUCAUAGCCUAAGCACAGCUGUGAAAUGGAAAAACGCCUUAACGGAUAAGGCAGUUCAGUGAGGUUUUUUUUUUUUUUUUAACAUUAGUCAAAAUAUGUCAGAAGGGGAAAUGAGCUUAAAAAAAUUCCACCCAUAUGUCUGAAAUACUCCAAAUACAGAAGGAUAAACAGAAAUACAUGCAAAGGCUAAAUUUACAGUUUAAUGAAAAUAUUUGAAAUGUUUUCAUUUUAAAUGAUCUAUUGCAGUAAUUUUUCAUUUAGUGCUUUAGUUUCCAUUGACAGGCCAACUCAGAGAAACAGAAUUGUUUUCUCUAGGUGGUUAGUCAUAUUUAAACGAUUCUCUGUCGCUCAAAGCCAGAGAAGGCUAAACUGCCGGUCUUUCAUUGUGACAUACACUUUGUAUGUGAAGGGCAUCCAUCCAUCCAUCAGUGCCACAAAAACACAACUGUCACCACUGGUGUUUGCGUCCCAACUCCAGUGUGCUUUUUAAGGCUAAACAGUGAAUUCAAGAAAGAUACAGCGAUGGAAUCUUAUUCAGUCAACUCAAAAGCUAUUUGAGGUUUCUAAAAAGAUGCUCAUAAAGACAUCUUUUUUUUUUUUUUUUUUACAAAUUUUUAUCCAGACAAAAACAUUACAAAUAAGCUACACUACCGAAGCUGUAGGUGACACUGUGAUGCUGCUACGAUAAAAACAAGCGUAGCAGUAAACACCAGAAGGCGACAUGGACCAGGCGCAUAAAGCUUGUGCCGUGGAGCUAUUACAAUCGAUUUGAAAACAUUUAGUUUUGGAUUGCCACAUGAUAAACACAGGAGUGGCAUUUCACAAUGUUUUUCAUUCUGAUACAUGUUUCCAGCUGUUAAUAGUCCAUUCCUUUGUGGACAAAAAGCUGAAACAAUAAGAACAAAAGCAGAGCAUUCUCAAAGCUCGUUCCCGCGUGAACGACAACCACCGACAAUUUAUUUUUGAGAAAGUUCACUCUUACUACUUCAAUGUAGGAGCGCCCAAUGAAUCAGAUCAGACAAGUCCAGAAUUCUUGCGCUGAUUUGACUGGGACACACCACGAACAACAAGGUGGUUUCUAACCGCCCUAACUUGGCACGUUUAAUAACGUACGUCAUGUAUCGUCAUGCAUCAGGAAGCCGCAUCGCAUUAACAAUAUCGAUGGUUGGCGUGUGGGAAAAGACCAUGAAAGUAAAAAUGUAGUGUUGAUGAAUACCACAUUUUCAUUAAUAAGCAGUAGCUGUCAUCACGAUGAUUUGGCACGAAGAGUUUAAAAUGAAGGGAGAGAAUCGCUCAGGUGUUUCUGCCAAAUGUUUUGUUGCUUUAACACUAAUCAUUUCGAUGCUUUUAGAUGCGAACAAACUGCAAAACAAAACAAAAAUGUAAACUUUAAAGUUCUUCCCUAGAGCUGCAGUUUCUCUACAUGUUGAGGUUAUUGAAAAGAGACCGAGUUCCGAAAAAGGGAUCAGUGUGCUCGCCAGCGCCUCCUGUGGCAAGACACAUUAUUGCACUGAUUCUUUUUCCACAUAGAGGACCCCCCCCCCCCCCCCCCCCCCCCCCCCCCCCCCCCCCCGGUAAAAAGUGCUUCAUUAAGAGCCUUGAUAAUUUACAGCAUCUGUUUUUAUUCCAAACUUGUUUUGCCUAUUUCUUAGUUGUGAAGGUUUUACUGGCUCUUCUAAUCUAAUCUUCUAAUUGUUGGUGUAGUUUUUUAUCUUCAUGUUGUUAAUUUUAGUCAAAUUAUAUGAAAGCACAACAAUACAAGUUAAGCCAAAGUUGCCUUUCCUAAGCCAGUAAAUUCACCUGUUCCUCUUAAAAAUCAAAAUGGUAAUUACGUGAUUGUGUCUUGCCAAAUAAAGUUCUUUUCUAUUACGA
Xiphophorus hellerii (green swordtail) is the source of this 5133-nucleotide messenger RNA. Its product is annotated as protein mono-ADP-ribosyltransferase PARP12. Bases 115 to 3273 code for a protein of 1052 amino acids. The transcript has 12 exons. The record is from RefSeq and is a predicted model, not a curated record. Gene Ontology annotation, cellular component: nucleus. NCBI's taxonomy places the organism in Eukaryota, Metazoa, Chordata, Actinopteri, Cyprinodontiformes, Poeciliidae. Gene Ontology annotation, molecular function: metal ion binding; NAD+ poly-ADP-ribosyltransferase activity.